Acanthochromis polyacanthus (spiny chromis) is the source of this 1806-nucleotide messenger RNA. RefSeq names its product chromatin target of PRMT1a (gene chtopa). Bases 794 to 1459 code for a protein of 221 amino acids. NCBI's taxonomy places the organism in Eukaryota, Metazoa, Chordata, Actinopteri, Pomacentridae. The record is from RefSeq and is a predicted model, not a curated record. The transcript is spliced from 5 exons.
AGACGCUAUGCACCCUGUCAGCAGUUAGUCACCCGAUGCAAGGCCAGCCUAGGCUUGUGAAGGUGCUAGUACUCUCAACGGAAGGCUACUGUUGGGGACCAGACCCAACAUGGAUGCUGACCCAACAUGGAUGCUGUCCUGACUCUUCCCUGUGUGUGCACUGCUCACUCAACUUUGUUGGCCUCGUCAACAUUUGUUGAGAUGUCAGGAAAGUUAAAUGUAAUUGCAAUAUCGGGCAGAGGGACCAUGUCUGGACUGAAUAUCUUGUGUGAGCAGUGCACACACUUAGAGAAGGGGAGAGGAUAGUGGUCAUGCUUGGUAAGCCCUGAUAAGCGUGUGCUGAACCAGACCACUAUCACACAAACGCCUUGGCACACAUGCUCCCUGUUGUUUAACCAGCAGUGUAUACAUCAAGUAUACACCAUUAAGGGGAACAGAAAGGCUUGAGAUUAACCAGGGAGAUGGGGCACUUUUCUGCCUCUCAGAAUUUUCUCUCUCAAACCAAUGGAAGUGAAGCACAUGCUCCUUUAUCUUCAUGUUCUAUCAUAUUCUUUCUUUGUGCUCAAAUCUAUAAAAGACAGAGUACUCAGUCCUAGCUUGGACGUGACAAAAAGCCCCCACCCCCAUACCCUUUCCUCCUUCCCUUCUCCAUAACCACUCAUUUGGUGGUUUAGAUACAAGUCACGGUCCAUGCUGUAAGUGGCUGGGUGGCCAAGCACAUCUUAUGUCCAGGGCCUCUGUGGCUGCAACAUGAAGACAUCCCAGCCAAUCAACCAGUGGCCUCUUCACUAACAUGCUGAAGAACAAGCAGCCCACUGCGGUAAGCAUUCGAGCCACCAUGCAACAGCAGCAUUUAGCCAGUGCCCGCAAUCGCCGACUGGCCCAACAGAUGGAGAACCGGCCCUCGGUCCAAGCUGCUUUGAAUCACAAGCAGAGCUUGAAGCAGCGCCUGGGAAAGAGUAACAUCCAAGCCAGGCUGGGCCGGCCUAUUGGGGCUCUGAUGCGUGGAGGACCUGCUGGAGGCAGAGGAGGAAUGAGGGGAAUGACCAGGGGAGGCCUCCGAGGACGAGCCAGAGGAGGAAUAAUGAGGGGAGCUUUGUCUCUGAGAGGGAAGCGGGUGUCUACAGGUGGCCCCAUGCGAGGCCGUAGCUCUGCUGGCCGUUUGCCAAUGCGUAGAGGAGGCCGCCAUCGUGGAGGACCUGCUGGAAGAGGAGGAGCUAUGUCCCGAGGAGUAGCUCGAGGAGGAAUUGCCAGAGGCCGUGGUGGACUACGCGGGCGUGGUGGUUUCGCUGGUCGAGGUGGACGUGGACGCGGGCGGGGCCGAGGUGUAGGCCGACCAACUGUUACACGUGAACAACUGGACAACCAAUUGGACGCCUACAUGUCAAAGACCAAGGGUCACUUGGAUGCCGAACUGGAUGCCUACAUGGCCCAGACAGACCCAGACAGUAUGGAGUGAAAGAUUGGAGCUGAGCAACAUGUAGAGUCACUGCAGAACUGUAUAGCUGAAUUCACACAAACGGCAUAGUUUUGAUGUACUGAGAAAUGAUUGUUACCAAUUUAGAGAUGUGGUGGCACUUCAGGACUACUAAGUUUGAAGAGCAGCAAAUCAAAAGUGCCACGACCACUAAUGCAUCAAUCUGCAGAACCCCUUUUAAUUCUGCAGUACCUGUGUGAAAGGACCCUUUUAAGCAUUAGAAAACUCUGCUGUCUAUAAUCUUCCCUGUUUUUUGAUGAUUUUUUUUGUUAUUGUUGUUUAAGACCAGAAGAAAACACUUCUUAUUUUAAAUAAAUUGAUUAAACAUC